Zophobas morio is the source of this 4959-nucleotide messenger RNA. RefSeq lists its product as uncharacterized. The record is from RefSeq and is a predicted model, not a curated record. NCBI's taxonomy places the organism in Eukaryota, Metazoa, Arthropoda, Insecta, Coleoptera, Tenebrionidae. The coding region runs from base 149 to 4909 and encodes 1586 amino acids. Gene Ontology annotation, cellular component: ciliary inversin compartment. Gene Ontology annotation, biological process: protein localization to ciliary inversin compartment. Gene Ontology annotation, molecular function: protein binding. The transcript has 3 exons.
GUUCUUACAAAAACCUACGACAUGUAGUUUUAAGGUUUCUGAGUGAUACAUACCUCCAGCUUUUUACUUCCAGAAUUAAUUAAGCGAUGAUUAUCGAAAAUCGUCGCCACAACAGUCGUACUGCUGUUCCUAGUCAAUACACUUGAAAAUGUUAAAAGAACGCGAAACAUACACAGCGACAAAAGGAGUUGAAAAUGAAGGCUACGAAUUUGAAGUUGCUAUGUCGGCAUUCUAUUGCUUCCACCUCUGCUACAACAACACCAUCAGUGACUUCAAAAUCGCAAUCUACGACGACCAGUACCACCCUUUUGACGACAUAGUAAUCGACAUAACUACCCAAGUUAGCGAAAAGUACGCCAUCCAACUCAAACAUGUAAAAGACAAACUCGUCCUCAAUGCCAACCAUUUCGGCAAAAAUGGCAAAAUGGUCCUAAGCAAAUACUUCAAGUACGACUUCACCAAGAGCGACCACGUCGUAUUAUUGACCAACGGUGUGGUCAAUGAAGAAAUCACAGUCGGUUGUUGUCACAUCAAAGUCAAAAGCUCUCUCUCCGAAAUGGAAAAGUGUUUGGACACCAGCAGUAACCAAGAACAUCACAUUUACGAGGUUUCUAACGAAGAAACGUCAAACAAGUUCACGUUUUAUACUUCGCAGAAGAGUCGCUACGACAUCGAUGAGGAAAUUAGGGCGAAAUUUAAAGCGAAGUUUUUUCUUAACGACGACAACGUUGACGGUAUUGUUCAAAAGUUCAAGAGUUUUUUCCAGAAAUGGAAAAAAGGGGCGUUCAAGUUAGACAAAGAAGAUAUCAAGAUGAAAAUCACGGAGAUUUUGUUUUAUGAACAUAUUGUUGACUACAAGCCGCAAUUUGGCAACUGCGUCGAAAAGAAAACCCACUUGGUUCAAAAUAUCUUGAACAGUUUCAACGUCACGAUAGUUCAAGAUGUUGAUACAGACACACUGAGUAGUUUAUGUUGUUUUGAAAAAGACAAACAGGAGUUAGUAGAAGAUGGUCAGAAAUUGCUGAUAAGCGACAACAGUUACAGAGAAUUGGCUAUUAUUUUGUGGCGCUUGAAGAAGUUUCCUUUAAUUGUCGAAGUCAACGCCGAGAACGAAAACUUAGUUUAUGAUUUAAUCAACGAUAUACAACAUGAAGAUUUGUCUUUUAUUUUGGUUGGAAGUGUUUCUCGGACAAGUCUCAAGCCGGGAAAAAUCUUCGAAAAUUUUGCUGAUCUACAAGAAAACACGUACUUCGACGAAACCAUCGAAGAAUUCACGUUAUCAAUACAAGGACAAAGCGAGAUAUCACUAAGACAACUAUACCAGUGCAAUCUCAGAUUUUUAGAAGUAAUCACAACCAAAGAGCUUAUUUUGAUGUCAAAAGGCAACUUUGUUGUUGGUGAUACAGAAGAAGAACUUCCACAACCAUACAUCCCAAGACGUUUGAUUACAACGACGUUAAAAAUCAACUCCAUAGAGCAUUUUCCAAACGACUUGUUUGCCAUUUGUGGUUGCGACCAACUCCUCAAACAAAAACUACCCCGAUGGAGAUUCUGGAAAUUUGAAGAAUUCGUUGAAAAAAUGUCUUUAGGCAACAGUAUGCCAACCAGAUCUGUCAUUCUUUGUGAAGAAACGGGCAAAUCUUUCGCCACUUGCUUAAAAUACGAAAAAAGAAACGUCCAUUGUCUCAAAGUCGUAGACUCUGAACACCUUCAGCGCAUUUACAGUAAAGAAAAGUCAGACCAUUUGCGUCAGUUUCAAAUUUUCCCAGAAGAUCAGGUGCAGUAUGUUUUGAAAAACAAUAUCAAUUUGGUGUGUGCUCGACCCGGAAUGGGAAAAAUGACCAUGUUGAAGUAUCUACGAAGAAACUCACUUCCGGGUUAUUGGACCAUCAAAGUUGACUUACAAGACCAACAGUUUCAACUAAGUUCGGAGCAGAACUCUAGUUUUGAAGGAAAAUUUAGAGACUGUUUCAAAGAAGUACGAAAAAUCAGUUUUUUCUUCUAUGGAAUUGAUAAUCUUCAGAAUGACAGUUUGAUUAAAGCCACGGAACACAUUAAAAAAGUGGCUAAAGACAAUUUUAAAGUGUGGGUUUUCUCGGAAGACCAUUUAAGGGACACGCUUGAAAAAAUAUUCGAAGUGCCUCCUAUGGACAUCGAAGAGUUCAGCGAAGAGGAGCAACAACGGUACAUCCAAGAACGUUUGAAAUAUCGGAACGCAGAUGAAGGACUAGAGAAAGUACUACAAAGCUUUAAAAUGUUGAAGAACAAUGACAUUCUAGGAGGCCCGAUGCAUUUAUACAUGCUAACGGAGAUCUUCAUCAAUGACCCUAAAGCAAGCAUGGAAGAAAUUUUCGUGUUGACAGACAUCUACAGGUACUUUAUCAAAACCAAGUACCACCAUUAUCUAGCCAAAGUUUCAUCGGAUCCAGAUCACCACAACCAAAUUAUAGAGGAUGGUAUAUACUUUCGUACUGAACAAUACAAACUAGCAGCUAUCUCUGGUUUGGGUACUAUUUAUCUGAACGGUAACAUACAAUGCGACCGAAAUUUCUUAAAACAAAUUGGUAGAAUUGGGGACGUUGUCGGAAUCAUUUUCAAAAUUGCUGCUGACUGGAGCGUUAUAUUCACUCAGCAAACGUAUGCUGAUUAUUUCGCUGCUCUUUGGUUGGCCAGCAAUUAUCAUAAAGUCAGAAAUAUCAAAGAAUUUAUUCUUCGGGAAGAUUUUAAGAACAUCUUGUUUAUGUUCAAUUUGGAAAUUUGUCGGAACCAUCCAGCUCAUAUUGCUGUUCUUUAUCAGAACUAUGAAUUGCUACGGAAGUUUCAGGCGAAACUUAACGAGUUGGACCCACUAGGAAGAUCUCCUCUGCAUUUGGCAUGUUUCUAUGGAACGAAACUUCCAAAACUGAAGAUUUCGGAAGAAGAAACAGCUUUGAAAUUCAACAAGAAACAACUAAUAAAAGAAGAUACACACACCAAGAGGGUGACGGAUUUUUUGAUGUCGAGUAUGAUUGUUGAUCCCUAUCAAACUGACAAACUAUUUGGAUGGACGCUGUACGAUUGUGCUUUUAGUGUACUGAAUCUCUACGUUAUACAGAAGCUUCUGAAGCAAUUGCCACAGACACGUGCAAUAGUUUUAGAGAAACUUAAAAACUUGAAAGAGGAUUUUUUCACAGUGGUCUACUAUUCCCUCAAAUUCGGAUACAAUGAUUUGUUCAGACUUACGUCUGAAAUACCUUCGUUCAAAAAAGCACUCGCAAUGGAAAAUUGUAACGGACAAAGUUUGCUUUAUUUGGCUGUCAAAUCUGGCAAUCACGACAAUGUCGAGGUGUUAUUAAAUAAUGGUGCUAAAGCUAACACUAUUACAAGCACGUAUAAUAAAAGAAGUGUGUUACAUUUUGCUGUUGAAAAUGGUCACAACGAAGUUGUUAGGCUACUUUUAGAUAGAGGUGCAUUUCCUGAUAUCAUGGAUAGAUACAGAAACACUCCGUUACACAUAGCUUCCAGUAAAGGCAUCUAUCAAUCAGCUCAGCUUCUCCUGAAUUAUGGUUCAGACGUAAACUUUGCUGAUAACUUUGGACGCACGUCUUUACAACUGGCAGCAACCCAUGGACACCUUCCGAUUCUUCAGUUGCUGCUUGACCACGGUGCUUCAGUUGACAAGUGUGAUAAGUUUGGUAAAAGUCCGCUCAGUUGUGCUCAAGACAAGAAGCAUCACAAUAUAACGAGUGUACUACUAAGAGAAGGUGCGACCACUCCGACUACAUUAAACAGGAGACUUUCAGCGAUUGAGUAUGAUGAGUAUACUUCUUAUCAGUUACAUUGGGCUGCUUAUACAGGACAAGCUGAAAGAAUAGAACCUCUGUUGCAAGAUGGUUGGACUAUCAACUACGUUGACCAUUUUGGGCGCACUCCACUUUAUAGGGCGGUUACAGAAAAACAUUUCAGAAUUGUGGAAAUGUUUAUUGAUAUAGAAGCUAAUGUUGAUAUUCCUGAUAAUAAUAAAGUCGUGCCUUUAUGUAUAGCAAUCAGCAAUGAUGAUCGUAAAAUCAUAAGUUUGUUACUAAAAGGGGAUGCCUCUGUAGAUGUGAGAGAUAAUUUCGGAUAUACACCCUUACAUUGGGCUGCGAUGUACGGUAAUGUUGAAAUUAUCAAACUCUUGUUAGGCAAGACUCCAGAUGUCGACGCUGUUGACAACUUUGGUAGAAAACCUGUACACUGUGCUGUAGAAAAUGGACACUGUGACGCAGUAUCACUACUCGAGGUUGAAGAAUCCAAACUAUCAGAAGUAGCAAGAGAGAGGUUGUCAUUUUUACAACACUACGGGAAUAUCGUUAAUGAAGUCAAUGGUAAAUCAAAACUAACACCGUUUGAAGAAGCCAUCGACUCAGGAAACUACAUCUUGGUGAAAAAAUUUCUAAACCAAAUAGACGAUCUAAAUAAAAUCAAUGACCAUGGUCACACCAUUCUGCAUAGAGCUGUAAUAAAAAGACAUAGAUUAACAGUUGAGUUUCUUUUGGAAAAGGGUGUCAAACUGGAUACUCUAGACAAGUGUAAUAGUUCAGUUUUGCACUGGGCUGCGAUGAUCGGUGACGCUGGAAUCGUUCAAUUAUUGAGAAAAUGGAAUGUCGAAGUUAAUGUUAUCGAUAAUUUUGGAUAUAGUCCUUUAGCAGUAGCAGCGAUGAACGGCCAUCUUGAAGUACUUUCUCUACUAUUAAAAGAUGGUGGUGACACUGACGUUGUGGACAAAUGUGGAAACUCUCCUUUAGAUUGGGCAUGUAAAAAGGGUUAUAUACAGUGUGUGGAGGUGCUUUUAAAAAAUGGCGCUGUUGCUAAAAGUUUACAAGGGAGAGAUCUCUUGGAUUUGGCAAAAGAACAGCGGACAUUUUUAAAAAGAGCAGCACUGUUUUGAACGUCAAGUCAUGUUUUUUGUAAUUUUGUUAAGUAAUACAUUUAAAUGAG